AUGGCUGCAGAAACUGGUCAAGUUGAGACCGCAGAUGUUCUGAUAAAGUACAAAGCAGACGUGAACCGUGAAAACAACUUGGAAUGCAGAGCGGCGCCGUUGCACAUUGCUACUUUCAUGGGGAGCGAUUGCAUGGUGCGGACGCUGGCGGCUGCAAGGGCGCAAGUGGACAAGACGACCACUCGAGGGCAUACGGCCUUGCAUUAUGCCGCUUGGGGAGGUCAUGUGGAUGUGGCCAGAGCCCUGCUAGAGGCUGGAGCCGAUAAGCACCUGUCGGUUGGCAAUCCACGGCGUGGCAUCAAUGCAAUCUUCAUGGCAGUCAUCCAGGACCAGGAGGAUGUGCUGCAGCUGCUCUUCCAAGGCGACCAACGCGGUGCGAACUUCUGCAAUUUGCUGCUGCACGUGGCGGCCAGGAAUGGCCAGGUGCAGACCAUCAAAACUUUGUGCGAGUCGCGGUGUGAUGUGAACAUGACAGCGACCACGGAGGACAUCGCAGGCGGGCUCAAUGGACAGCUUGGAAUGCUUUGA
Messenger RNA from Cladocopium goreaui, 528 nucleotides. The record is from the annotation of a GenBank genome assembly. Lineage: Eukaryota; Dinophyceae; Suessiales; Symbiodiniaceae.